UUAAUUAGUCCCUUGAGAAUCCUAUAUAUCGAUGGCUCUAUCGGGGAAGUUAAUUGGUCAUGUAGAGAUCAGUAAGACCGGGGAUGUCUUUCAUGAUCUCUUUAGGCACAAGCCACAUGAGAUGGUUGCCAUAGCCCCUGAAAAGGUUCAUGACUGUGAGCUCCAUGAGGGUGAGAGAGGGGUCGUUGGAUCUGUCAUCUCUUGGCACUACACUCAUGAGGGAAAGAAGAAAGUAUCGAAACAGAUAAUAGAAGCGGUGAACGAGGAAAACCACAUGAUUGUGUUCAAGGUAAUCGGGGGCGAUCUAGUGGAAGAGCUAUACAAGAGCUUCACGAUCAUCUUGCACGUUGAGCAAAAGGGUGAGGUGCAGGUGGCUACAUGGACCUUUGAGUUCGUGAAACCGAAUACAAGUGUGCCCUAUCCAACUUCUUUGAUGGACUACCUUUGCAAUCUUGUCAAGGACUUGGAUGCCCAUGGCAAAUAA
This is a messenger RNA of Erigeron canadensis, 484 nucleotides long. RefSeq names its product kirola-like. The transcript is spliced from 2 exons. The coding region runs from base 32 to 484 and encodes 150 amino acids. Lineage: Eukaryota; Viridiplantae; Streptophyta; Magnoliopsida; Asterales; Asteraceae. The record is from RefSeq and is a predicted model, not a curated record. Gene Ontology annotation, biological process: defense response.